Messenger RNA from Notodromas monacha, 2884 nucleotides. The record is from the annotation of a GenBank genome assembly. Lineage: Eukaryota; Metazoa; Arthropoda; Ostracoda; Podocopida; Cyprididae.
AUGGCUGAAAACGACUCGCAGCACGUGUCUGUUUGUCCACCGGGCCGGUACCAGCCGGAAGUCGGCGGUCCCCUGGGCUGUCGGCCGUGUCCACCGCACUCGUCAGCACCGACGUCGGGCCUGUCGUCGUGUCGCUGCGACGCCGGCUACUACCGAUCCGCGACGGACCCGAACUGGAGUCCGUGUAGUCGUCCGCCGUCGGCGCCACUCAACCUCAGCGUGAGUUUCGUGGACCAGGCGGCAGUGGCACUCGAGUGGCACGCACCGAUCGACGCUGGCGGUCGUCAGGACUUGGGCUACCGUGUCGAGUGCGACGUGUGUCUGAGCAGUGCCACGUAUCGACCGCCGGGCUUUGCGGAUGGCGGCAUCGGGAAUGAGACUCGUGUCACUAUUGCCGGACUCAGACCCGUCACCAAAUACCGGUUUCGAGUCUACGCUGUCAACGGGGUCUCUGAGUUCCUGGCUGACGAUCGACAGCAGUUCCUUGACAUCACCGUCACGACCGAAGCUGCAGUUCCGUCGAUGGUUUCGAAUGUGCACGUGGCAGAAGUGAAGCCCAGUCAGAUGGUACUUGCUUGGGACCCGCCACGAGACCAGUUCGGUCAGAACGUGGAGACGUACGAAGUGCGGUACUUUCCGCGUGGAGAAGAACGGGACUACGUGAGUCAGACGACGAAGCGUCAACAAUUGACUGUGCUGAAACUGCAGCAGCAGACUGAGUAUGGGUUCCAGGUCAGGGCCAAGACCCCACACGGAUGGGGCGAGUUCAGUCCCACGGUCUACCGAAGCACCGGGCAAAUAUUCGUUUAUGUCGGGGAAAAAGAAGGAACUGGAAGCAGGAUAGUGAUCGGGACUUUGGCAGCAGCGAGUGUAGUCGUGUUCCUGGUGGCAGUGAUCUUGUUGGUACUUCGCUACCGUCGGAGAUCCCGGAGUGCGGAGUGUGGUAAAGAAAAACAGCCUGGCAAUGGAGAAACACUCGAAUACCGCAGCAAUGAAGGUCACUUGGUCACUUACCACAAGUUGUAUGCCAAUGGAACGUUGGGGAAAAUGGUUUGUCAACAAGAAAAUCCCCAGAUCAUCACGACGCACACGUCCAACAUGACGACGCCGUUGUUUACGCAAGUUGGGCCGCCGAGGACGUACGUGGAUCCGCAUAAUUAUGAGGAUCCUCAUCAGGCGGUGAAGGAUUUUGCCAGAGAAAUCGAUGCUUCUUGCAUAACUAUUGAGGCCAUAAUUGGCGGCGAGUUCUUACCACAUCAGAACCCGCUGGCACCGGACGUGCCCGACAUGACAAAGUUCUCUUGCGUGGAGGAAUGGCUGGCGUCGAUCCGAAUGAGUCGGUACCUGGAGAACUUCGAGCGUGCCGGCGUGACGAGCAUGGAGGCUGUGAUGCGGCUGUCGCCGCAGGACCUGGCAGUCGUCGGAGUCGCCCUUGUCGGCCACCAGAAGAAGAUACUCAACAGUGUCCAGACCAUGCGAGCCCAGGUCUCCAUCAACGUCUCGGACGGUUUUCUUGUCUAAGAAAACCCCCUUUUUUGGGUUGUUCGUUUUUUUGUUCCUUUUUUUUUUUUAAAGAUGUCACUUGGUCUGAUUCGACUCGCCGACUCUUCGUGAAUGCUGUACUCAGCCGUGUUCCUCAACCUUUUGGACAGUUGGACUGGCAAAUUUCCAUAAAAUGUUUCGCGGACCAGCGGAAAUUUUGAAAUACCUGCCAUAAAUCUCUCCAAAAAUAAAAUUAUUGCCAAAAUAAAGUUUAGAAGCCAUGAAGCAGCUGCAGUGGAAUGUCUUGAGAAAAAAAAUAGAAAGCUGAGCUUCAAGACAAGAUUGUGUCCGACUGAAUGCUAGAUUUGAUUUGUUUUAGCGCAUGAAAAUUUGUCUGAAGUGUUAUUUCGAGAAAAGUCAAUUUAAAAGAAAAAAUCAGAUUGUUUCAACUGCUAUUGUCUCCAAAUUUUCAGAUAAAGAUAACAGACUUCAUUAAUAACUUGUGAUAAAUUUUUUAUGCUGAAGAAAAUUUCCAGCGAACUAGCGCUGGUCCGCGGACCAAGAGUUGCAGAUCACUGCUCUACUGAGUUCGCGUUUCAGAUGGCGGCGCGAUUUGCUUUGCUUUGAUUUUUUGUUUUUGUUUCUGUGGAGCCAUUUUUGGGAAUCCCAGGUUAUUUUGUUCUUGGCCCCUCCCGCCGUGAUAUGUUACCCCCGAUUUGUCCGCCACCACGACAUUUUUAAAAUUCAGACCUUUGGAAGUAUAUCUCGAACGACUCGACGUUCAUGUUUCUGAACAUGAUUUCCGAACGCGGAGGACGUGAGUUCCGCGAUUGUAUUGCAAUACAGAUUUUUAUUUUUUGCCAAUUCAUAAAAAACUAGCGACCAGGAAUCAAAAGUUGACGAGAGCAAAAAAAAAAAAGUUUUUUGGAGUUUUCCUCUCUUCGACGCAAGGUGGACGUCAGUUGAACAUUCCGAAAUUUUUCUCGAUCCCUUUCGUUUGCAUAUCAUCGGUUUUUUUUUCUCCGUCACAUGUUACGAUGGACAGGAGGGAAGGGAGACGAGGGAGGGCGUGCGAGAGAUGCUAGUCAAAAAGGGAUUUUUAUUUCUUAAUUUAUGAAUGCGAGGAGGUUUUUUCCAAAGUUUCCGUCAAAAGAAAAUACGGAAUUGUGAUAGGCUUUGACUGUCGUUUGUAACGUUUUGUUCUCCCUAUUUGAAAACGUGCUGCUUCUUGUCUGGAAUUGAGUGAAGCGAAAUUUCUUUUUCGGGGUUGUAUUGUGUUGUGGAAAUGAGUUGAAUGAUUUGUUAGGAAGUGAACCUUUUUCGGGCUGUAUAGUGUUGUGGAAAUGAGUUGAAUGAUUUGAUAGGAAAGAAUUACAAUCGACAAUUGAACCGAUGUCGAAAU